AUGGAAGCUGAAUAUGAAGGAGAAACCGAGCCCGUAUACGACUAUGUCAUGAAUUCCAAUUACAAAACACGCGCGAGCGUUUGGUGUGGAACUCGGCUUUCGAACGCCUAUUUCAUUGGUAUACUGAGUGCUGCUUCACAAAUUCCCGGCGUAGAAGUUGUGAGUGAAACAUAUCUCAACCGGGCCAGACUUAUCUUCAAUGGUAACCGGUCCAGGUCGGACCUUCGAUCCGAAGCGUUGUUUGAUCUCCGUUGGUCGUUCCAAUUCGAGAAUAGCUUGGUGGUAACUUCGGAUUCGGACUUCGACUACGACACCACCCCCUACAACUCUGAUUUCUGGGCAUCGCCAACACUGACGGAAGCCCUGCAUUACUCCAAAAUCAUGCGUUCGCUAUUUGCGUUAGACCUUGGUAACUGUGACUCGCCAAACCUGUUGGCAGACGGAGACGGCCUCAACUAUGCCAUCUUGGACCCAAAUAACUCCAAUCGGCUUGCGGGUGGUAUAUUUGGUAAUUUCACUGAUGAAGAUCGGCUGGACAACCACCGAUUCACCAUGCUGCCCAGGCCGGACGCCGACAAAUCCCUCAUCCGGGGCACCGUUCCCCUGAAGGAGAGCUACAAGACUGUCCAGCCGCUCAUGGGUCCUUUAUCCUGCGAGAAAGCCACUAUAGCAGCUCAAUACCUUUGCUCCGUGCCCAAGCAGAAAAGCGUAGGGGUGAUGUUGCUGGCGAUCGUCCUUGCAGAUCUGGUCUUUCUUCAAGCAGCGUGGAAGCUACUGCAGUGGAACGCAGACUCGAGAAUGGCGAACAGACCUCAGAUGAAGUUCUGCGAAGGCUGUCUAGACGCCCAGGGUGGAAGCGGCGGGGUUGAGCUAGAGAACCAGCCUCGUGGGAGACAACAAGCGGGUUCCUCACUUCGCCCCAACGAUCGUUAUGUCAGACUUCAUAGUCGCGAGUGA
Messenger RNA from Colletotrichum aenigma, 957 nucleotides. RefSeq lists its product as uncharacterized. NCBI's taxonomy places the organism in Eukaryota, Fungi, Ascomycota, Sordariomycetes, Glomerellales, Glomerellaceae. The record is from RefSeq and is a predicted model, not a curated record. Bases 1 to 957 code for a protein of 318 amino acids. The transcript has 3 exons.